Molecule: messenger RNA, 820 nt
Organism: Centruroides sculpturatus (bark scorpion)
Lineage: Eukaryota; Metazoa; Arthropoda; Arachnida; Scorpiones; Buthidae
Product: histone-lysine N-methyltransferase SETMAR-like
Exons: 1
Coding region: 254-820 (188 amino acids)
Molecular function (GO): nucleic acid binding
Source: RefSeq, a predicted model, not a curated record
AUUAUUUAUUAAGUACGUUGGAUAAAUAAACAAGUUCAAUAUAAUCACCUCGGUUAUUAGAUCUAAAAUUAGGUUGGGGAAAAAGAAAUCCAUUAUUUUUUCACUAGAUGGCUGUAGUAAUACAUAUCUCAUAAAAUAUUGAUGACACAAGUUCAGACUUGUGCUUAUUGGAAAAGUGACAUUCUGUACUAAAAAAAAUUCUUUUACAGUUUUUUGAUUGGUCAAUUCAGUUGUGAGUUAUAGGGUGUAAAAGAUGGAAGUUAACAAAGAGAAAAUUAGGUAUGUUUUACAAUUUUGCUUCGAUAAAGGCGAAAAUGCAAGCCAGGCAGCUGAAAUUGUGAAUGGUGUUUAUGGUCCUGAUACUGUCACAGCCAAUUAUGUGCAAUUUUGGUUUCGUCGGUUCCGUUCUGGUAAUUUCGAUGUUAAAGAUGCACCUCGCACAGGUAGGCCCGUUGUCGAAAAUGUUGAUAAAAUCAUGGAAAUGAUAGAAGUAGACUGGCACGUUAGCACUCGUAGCAUUGCCCAGGAGCUAAAGAUUGACCACAAAACAGUUUUAAACCAUAUGCAUAAAGCUGGAUUCAAAAAAAAGCUUGAUGUUUGGGUGCCACACGAAUUGACAGAAAAAAACUUGAUGGAUCGAAUUUCCAUCUGCGAAGCCUUGGCCAAACAGAACGAAAUCGACCCAUUUCUUAAACGGAUGGUGACUGGGGAUGAGAAAUGGGUUACAUAUGGCAAUAUUGUGCAAAAACGAUCGNAUUUAAUUGGAAGUUUUUUUUAUAGCCUUUUUUCUCCUAAAAGAGGAGAAAAAAGUUUAAAUUAG